Molecule: messenger RNA, 963 nt
Organism: Eubalaena glacialis (North Atlantic right whale)
Lineage: Eukaryota; Metazoa; Chordata; Mammalia; Artiodactyla; Balaenidae
Gene: SPMIP6
Product: sperm microtubule inner protein 6
Exons: 7
Coding region: 1-963 (320 amino acids)
Cellular component (GO): manchette; perinuclear region of cytoplasm
Molecular function (GO): alpha-tubulin binding
Source: RefSeq, a predicted model, not a curated record
AUGUUCCUCUUUUCCCAUAAGACCAAGACCCCCAUCAGCACCUACAGUGACUCCUACAGGGCUCCUACCUCCAUCAAGGAGGUCUAUAAGGACCCACCUCUGUGGGCCUGGGAAGCCAACAGGUUUGUGACUCCGGGCCUGACUCAGACUGUGCAGCGCCACGUGGAUCCUGAAGCCCUGCAGAAGAUGGUCAAGUGUGCUGUGCAGGACUACAGCUAUAAGAGUUCCAUACCAGGUCACCCCUACUUGCCUGAGAAAUACUGGCUCUCUCAAGAGGAAGACAAACGCAACCCAAACCACCUGUGCGGUAACCGGUAUAAUACAUGGAGGAUGGGACCUUACAACUGUACGGGCUGGAACAAAUGUGCCUCAUACCUUCCCCGGCUGCCUAAGGAGGCCGGGAUGGAGACAGUAGUUCGAGGAAUGCCCUUGGUGUACCCUCCUAAGCCGGAGCGACUCAACGCCUACGGUAACGGAUGGUGGGACAGUGGAGGGAAAUGGGUAGGCCAGAAGGACGGAGGGAUGGAGACCCGAGAGCGCGAGGUAGUGGUGAACAUGCUGAACUCGCUGUCACGGAAGCAGCCGCUGCCGCAGAUCACGCCCCGCUGCGGGUGUGUGGACCCGCUACCGGGCCGCCUGCCCUUCCAGGGUUAUGAAAGCGGUUGCUCGGGCCGCCACUACUGUCUGCGCGGCAUGGACUACUGCGUCGCCGGGCCACCCUGCACCGAACGUCGCCUGCGGCUUUUGCGCACAGAGCGGCCGACUGCAAGGACUGUAUUGCCCUGCAAGCACCGGCCGGGAAUGCAAUGUGCUGUUAUAACUCCCCCGCCGUCAUACUACCCUUGUCCGAACCUCAGAUGGGACACAAGUCACUUCAAGAAGACCGGUGGCCCCCAGAGAAACAACUAUGUCGUCCACCCUGAGUUUGUGUCCGAGACCUAUCCUGACUACCACUGCCGGUAG